AUAAACCAAGCUUGAUUUCAGCUACUGAUCACAUGCUACAAGAGCCUCAAUUAAGCGACAAGCAUCAUGGAUUGCUAGCAAUUGGGACACUGGGAAACCACAAUUUGAAAGAAGAUCCAGAGCGGAGCAAUAAUAUUGUUGACCAGGGGAAUUCAUCCUCCUCCCAAGAUCAUCUGCAAGAAUUUACAUCUGAAGAACUGGGCAAGCUUCAGAAGGAGUUGAACUUAUUACUAGAUAUUGAUGAUCAUGAGUCAAACAGCAGCAAAUAUAUCGUUCUAAAUAGUGUAAAAGAUGUUUGUUUGGAGAAUACAAAGGGUGGCGGCAUUGGCAAAAAAUCAUUGUUCUUUGUUCUUAAGAAGAUGUUUGUCUGCAGAAGUGCUGGAUUAGCACCUGCUCCCAGCUUAAGAGAUCCACUCACAGAAUCAAGAAUGGAGAAGAUUUUGAGCGCAAUACUUCAAAAGAAGAUAUAUCCCCAAAGUUGUAGCAGCGCAGCAUUGUCUACGAAGAAAUACCUGGAGAAUAGGCACAUGCCAAAGUCUGCUCAUGGCGAGGAUGAACUGAGUUUUAAGGCCGACAAUAGAAGUAAAUGGAUCAAGACAGAUUCUGAAUAUAUUGUUCUAGAGAUAUAAAUUUACUC
Messenger RNA from Corylus avellana, 637 nucleotides. Its product is annotated as protein DEEPER ROOTING 1. The record is from RefSeq and is a predicted model, not a curated record. Gene Ontology annotation, biological process: regulation of growth; gravitropism. Lineage: Eukaryota; Viridiplantae; Streptophyta; Magnoliopsida; Fagales; Betulaceae.